UUUUGACGUUUUGCCAAGAUGGCGUAUUGCGAUUUUAACAAUUUUGUAAAUAUUUCCAACGAUAUUGAGAGACGAUGUAGGACUUGUCUUCGUAUUUGUGACGAAUUUAACGCACUUUCGAAGUGUGUACAAGUUGGUGAGAGCAGUUUAACACUUACUGAAAUCAUUCAGAGUUGUGCUUCAGUACAGAUAUCUGAAACGGACGAGUUUCCCCAAGGAAUAUGCGAAAAUUGCAAAGAUGUGGCAAUUAAAUCGUACUUAUUUAGAGUCCAAUGUGAAACCUCUGAUAAAUAUCUACAAACAUUUGCCCAAAGAACUAGUUUGAAAAAAACGCUACCAACUGUUGAAACAAUAAAAAUAGAAAUUGAAAAAAGUAUUAAAACUUCAACAAAACACUCGUGUCACAACUGUGAUGAAAGUUUUACCUCAAAAAAAUCACUAUUACACCAUCGCAAAACCCACGAGUCUGACACCACAAACCGUACUUGCCCCUUGUGCUCCAAAGUCUUCCAAUACCGCACCAGUAUGCUAAAACACAAAAAGCGCCACAAUGCGCCCCCCAAGACAUGCCCAUUUUGCCCCUUUGAACCCAGCAGUCCUAGCAACCUCUCCAAGCACAUGGAACAAACACAUUCGCAUUUGAAGUCGUUCAAGUGUUCCCUGUGCCCCAAAACCUUCUUCAAAAAGGCCAAUUUGCGCCUCCACGUGCAAGUCCACACAGGGGUGAAGAAGCACACGUGCGAGAUCUGUGGCAUGUCUUUUGUUUUACGAGGUAACUUGUCGGUGCAUCGGAGAUUGCACACGGGGGAGAGGCCGUAUACAUGUUCCACGUGCGGUCGGGGGUUCACACAGCAAUCGGCGCUGCGAUCGCAUGAAGCGGGGCAUUCAGAUAAGAAGGAUUAUGUGUGCAGUGAUUGUGGAGCGGCGUUUAGUCGAAAGGGGGCGUUGAGGAAUCAUAGGAAGAGACAUUCGGGGGCGCGGCCGUUUGAGUGUUCAGUUUGUGGAAAAAAGUUUACUUUUAGUUCGGAGAGAAAGAGGCAUAUGUUGAUUCACACAGGCGAUAAGAAUUUUGAGUGUGAGGUGUGUGGGAGGAGAUUUACAAGGGGGACGAAUUUGAGGGUGCAUAAGAGGAUACAUACGGGGGAGACGCCACAUGUGUGUGGGGUGUGCGGGAAGGGAUUCAUACAAGCGCAUUGUUUGAGGACGCAUAUGAAUACGCAUUCAGGGGCGCAGUGAUAUUUCAUAUUUUUAAUAACUCAAUAAAUUUU
Tribolium madens (black flour beetle) is the source of this 1268-nucleotide messenger RNA. Its product is annotated as zinc finger protein 501-like. Gene Ontology annotation, cellular component: chromosome; nucleus. The coding region runs from base 19 to 1236 and encodes 405 amino acids. Lineage: Eukaryota; Metazoa; Arthropoda; Insecta; Coleoptera; Tenebrionidae. Gene Ontology annotation, biological process: regulation of transcription by RNA polymerase II. The record is from RefSeq and is a predicted model, not a curated record. The transcript is spliced from 2 exons. Gene Ontology annotation, molecular function: zinc ion binding; chromatin insulator sequence binding.